GCCACCCGAGGGGCAAAUUUUGGCGACGGUUCCACAUAUAUCACAUAUUGCAACCAAGUUAUACUCAGCGUGAUAGGCGUUCCUGGAGCGCCGAUGGCAGGUUACAUUGUCGAGCUUCCGUGCCUCGGUAGGCGAGGGACCUUGGCGAUAUUCACUGGCGCAUUCAUACUGGCAUCCACCACCGCAUGCACAUCCAAUGCGCUCCUUGGUUGGAAUUGUGGUUAUAGCUACACGAGCAACGUCAUGCAUGGCGUCUUAUGUGCCCUUUCACCCGAAUUGUUUCCUACCAAAGAUCGUGGAACUGGUAACGCGAUCGUGGCCACUGCAAAUAGGAUAUUUGGCAUCAUGGCCCUGAUCAUUGCUCUGUACGCGAACCUCACGACAUCUGUGCCAAUCUGGAUUUCGGGAGCUAUCUUCAUCGUCACUGGUUUUAUUGCUCUCUUGCUACCAUUUGAACCCCGUGGUCACGCAUCUUUGUAA
Messenger RNA from Suillus discolor, 480 nucleotides. RefSeq lists its product as uncharacterized. The transcript is spliced from 4 exons. Lineage: Eukaryota; Fungi; Basidiomycota; Agaricomycetes; Boletales; Suillaceae. The annotation marks the transcript as partial. The record is from RefSeq and is a predicted model, not a curated record.